AUGGGGCAGGUGCCUUGGUGCAUGCACAAGUCCCACAGGGCAGCACCGGAGAACCCUUGCAGGGGGGAUGGUGUGUGCUGUGCAGGGAAUGGUGUGUGCUGUGCAGGGAAUGGUGUGUGCUGUGCAGGGAAUGGUGUGUGCUGUGCAGGAGAUGGUGUGUGCUGUGCAGGGAAUCGUGUGUGCUGUGCAGGGGAUGGUGUGAGCUGUGCAGGGGAUGGUGUGUGCUGUGCAGGGGAUGGUGUGUGCUGUGCAGGGAAUGGUGUGUGCUGUGCAGGGGAUGGUGUGUGCUGUGCAGGGGAUGGUGUGUGCUGUGCAGGGGAUGGUGUGUGCUGUGCAGGGAAUGGUGUGUGCUGUGCAGGGGAUGGUGUGUGCUGUACAGGGAAUGGUGUGUGCUGUGCAGGGGAUGGUGUGAGCUGUGCAGGGGAUGGUGUGUGCUGUGCAGGGGAUGGUGUGUGCUGUGCAGGGAAUGGUGUGUGCUGUGCAGGGGAUGGUGUGAGCUGUGCAGGGGAUGGUGUGUGCUGUGCAGGGGAUGGUGUGUGCUGUGCAGGGAAUGGUGUGUGCUGUGCAGGGAAUGGUGUGUGCUGUGCAGGGGAUGGUGUGUGCUGUGCAGGGGAUGGUGUGUGCUGUACAGGGAAUGGUGUGUGCUGUGCAGGGGAUGGUGUGUGCUGUACAGGGAAUGGUGUGUGCUGUGCAGGGGAUGGUGUGUGCUGUGCAGGGAAUGGUGUGUGCUGUGCAAGGAAUGGUGUGUGCUGUGCAGGGAAUGGUGUGUGCUGUGCAGGGGAUGGUGUGUGCUGUGCAGGGAAUGGUGUGUGCUGUGCAGGGAAUGGUGUGUGCUGUGCAGGGGAUGGUGCAUCGGACCUUCCCCCCAUCUCGCCCCCUUCCCCUCCCCCCUACCUGUGA
This is a messenger RNA of Closterium sp. Yama58-4, 900 nucleotides long. The record is from the annotation of a GenBank genome assembly. NCBI's taxonomy places the organism in Eukaryota, Viridiplantae, Streptophyta, Zygnematophyceae, Desmidiales, Closteriaceae.